This is a messenger RNA of Nerophis lumbriciformis (worm pipefish), 1011 nucleotides long. The record is from RefSeq and is a predicted model, not a curated record. Lineage: Eukaryota; Metazoa; Chordata; Actinopteri; Syngnathiformes; Syngnathidae.
AUGGCGAUGCUCUCUGUACGCGACCUAACAGUGCGAUUUGACACGCACCAUGGAAACGUGCGCGCCGUGGACGGCGUGUCGCUCGAAUUAGAAGAAGGCGAGACCUUGGGCUUGGUUGGCGAAUCCGGGUCCGGCAAGUCGGUUACGAAUCUCGCCAUAAUGGGGCUCAUACCGCAGCCGCCGGGCGUGAUUGAGAAAGGCGAAGUUUUGUACAACGGCCAGGAUCUAAUGAAGCUCGCGCCGCCCGAACUUCAAGCCUUACGCGGCAAUGAGCUCUCCAUGAUCUUCCAAGAUCCAAUGACGAGCUUGAACCCCUUGCUAACCAUCGGCCAGCAGCUGCGGGAAGUGCUCGAGAUCCACAAGGGUAUGGGACGCAAAGCCGCCAACGCCCACUGCGCGGGAGCAUUGGGCGACGUGGGUAUCCCCGCCCCCGAGUCGCGCUUGGAUCAAUACCCCCAUGAGCUUUCGGGCGGCAUGCGGCAACGGGUGAUGAUCGCCAUGGCGCUUCUUUGCGAUCCGCGCGUUCUGAUUGCGGACGAGCCGACAACCGCCCUCGACGUGACCAUUCAAGCUCAGAUCUUGGAGUUGAUGAAGGACCUGCAACAGCGUCGCGGAACCGCGAUCAUCUUGAUUACUCACGAUCUUGGAGUGGUUGCUGGCAUGAGCGAUCGCGUGCAUGUCAUGUACGCUGGCAAGCUAGUGGAAACCGGUGGUGUCAGCGAUCUAUUCCGCGCACCAGCCCACCCCUACACCGCGGGUCUCCUGGCAAGUGUUCCGCGUUUGAAUUCGAAUACGUCCGCCAGCCUUCAGUCCAUUGCUGGUUCGCCCCCGGACCUAGCAGACCUUCCUCCGGGCUGCGCCUUUGAGCCGCGCUGUUCCUUUUCCAGCGAAGCAUGCAUGCGCACUCGGCCAGCACUCUCGAAAGUCCUCGACCCCGAUAGCCGAAGUGUCCGCUCGGCUGCGUGUCCGUCGGAGUUGCGGACAGGCGCCCUGAAGGAAGGAACCCCAUGA